Molecule: messenger RNA, 1233 nt
Organism: Aspergillus terreus NIH2624
Lineage: Eukaryota; Fungi; Ascomycota; Eurotiomycetes; Eurotiales; Aspergillaceae
Product: T6SS phospholipase effector Tle1-like catalytic domain-containing protein
Exons: 3
Coding region: 1-1233 (410 amino acids)
Source: RefSeq, a predicted model, not a curated record
AUGAAGCGACUCAUCGUCCUGUGUGAUGGCACAUGGCAGGAUUCCACGACGGCGAGUCCUGAUGAUCACCCGACAAAUGUGACCCGCCUGUCGAGAGCAUUGAGUCCAUAUGCAGUCACCGAUACCGGACUCUUAAUACCUCAGAUCGUGUUCUAUCAGCCUGGAGUAGGGACGAACCUAGGCGACAAGUUGCGCGGGGGACUCUACGGAGCCGGGCUCUCCGCACACAUACGCGCCGCAUAUGGGUUCCUCUGUCAUAAUUGGGAGGAAGGCGAUGAGAUAUUCCUUUUCGGCUUCUCGCGCGGCGCAUACACCGCUCGAUCAAUAGGGGGCCUUGUAACGUCCCUCGGUCUCUUAUCCAAGCGAGGAAUGGACAAGUUUCCAGAUGUAUAUGAGCAGUAUUACGACCACGGUCCGAACCAGACAUCUCCGGUCUUUGAUGAAGGACUUCUGGGCGAACUGCGCGAAAAAGGCGAUCUUCGCGGUAUCGGCAAUGCGAUCCGGAUCAUCGGCGUGUGGGAUACCGUCGGCUUCCAUGGAGCUGGUAUAACAGGCGAAAAGAUCGAGUUCUAUAAUCAGCGGCUCUCGCCUCGGGUUCAGCAUGCAUACCAUGCGCUAUCUCUCGAUGAAUCUCGUGCACCAUAUCAGCCCACUUUAUGGGAGGUCCCGCGAAACAGUACCCAGGACUUGCAGCAGGUGUGGUUCUCUGGUGUGCACGCUGAUAUUGGCGGCGGGUUGGGCGACUCGCGGCUUUCCGAUAUAUCGUUGGCAUGGAUGAUUGGCCGGUGCGCAGAGGAUAACAAGCUGGCAUUCGUUGACGGAAACGGAGCCACCGACCCCGAAGACUAUUAUCUGCUUGACCAUCGGGUUCCUGUCCAGCAGGGCAAUACCCUGGCCUGGGCCACCGCCGCAGGGCCCACCGAGACGCCGUCAGGCUUCCUGGAGGAUGCAUUGAGCUUCGUGUCUCGCCUAGUCUCUAGUGCGCUGCCUUUCUUGGGAAGUGGUCUCCGGACACCUAUGUCGCGUAUUUCUAGCGAGGUUAGCACUAACGAGACGAUCCAUUGUUCCAUUCAAAAUCGGAACUUUUCGCGCUGGCCUUGCGCCCCGCUUACAGGAGGUCAGUCUGGUGGACGGUGGACCUUAACCAAGCGGGCAUUUGAGUAUGGUCUCGAAGAGUCUGUCCCUAACGCAUUAGAGCUGAGGUUCAAAGGGCGUAUGAGACGCAUUGACUAG